CUCACUACUUCUCUGCUCUAGACUAGACAAAACCCAUCCAUCAUGCGGCAGCAUAAAAAUAUUGAGGACUCUGAAAAUGACUUUCCUGAUCAAAUUGAACAUUCACAUUCAUUUCAGUAUGUGCAUGUGAAGCUCGAAGAACAUGUCCAACCAGAACUUAGCACCAAAGAACUUAUCACAAAGAAAACCAGAGAAUACUGUAAAAGUGGCCCGAAAGUAGUUGCCAACUUUUUUCUAACACUUUUUCCUGUUCUCCAAUGGUUUCCACGUUAUAAGAUCAAGCAAUACCUGCCUGGUGACAUCACAUCUGGCAUAAUUGUGGGCAUUGUUACCAUUCCACAGUCAAUUGCUUAUUCCCUGUUGGCCAACCAAGACCCAAUUUAUGGUUUAUACACCAACUUUUUCUGUUGCAUUAUCUAUUUCUUGACAGCAACAUCCCGCCAUAAUUGUGUUGGAACAUAUGGAGUGCUUUGUUUGAUGGUAGGAGACUCUGUGAACAAGCAGCUAAAAGCUGCAGGUUACAUCACAGAUGGGACCACCUCAACAGUGGUAAACUCAACACUUACCAAUGGAACUAUAUGUGAUAAAAGCUGCUAUGCCAUUACUGUGGCCACUUCUUUGACUUUUAUUGUUGGUGUGUACCAGAUCCUAAUGGGAAUAUUUCAGUUAGGAUUCAUCUCCAUGUAUUUGUCUGAACCCUUGCUGAGUGGUUUUGUUACUGGGUCAUCCCUUACUAUUCUGACUUCCCAGAUGAAGUAUCUCUUUGGCUUAAAGAUUCCUCGUCGGGAUGGGGCAGGGGCUCUGGUGUUGACUUGGAUUGACAUCUUUUCUUAUAUAAAAACUACUAAUAUAUGUGACUUAGUAACUAGCAUAGUUGCAAUAAUGACUAUUGUACCUGUUAAAGAAAUUAAUGAUAGGUUCAAGAAUAAGAUGAAAAUCCCAUUUCCAGUAGAACUGAUAGUCAUAAUUGUAGCCACAUUGGUUUCCCAUUACUUUAAGUUUAACACCAACUAUAAGUCGUCAAUCUGUGGCACCAUUCCUACUGGUUUCAAGACUCCCAAAGUCCCAGACUGGAACCUCAUUUCAAGUGUAGCGGCUGAUGCAGUCCCGAUUGCAAUAAUUGGUUUUGCCAUGACGGUAUCCCUUGCAGAAAUCUUUGCCAAAAAGUAUGGGUACACAAUUGGCACCAAUCAAGAGAUGAUAGCUAUUGGUAUGUGCAAUCUGAUACCAUCCUUUUUUUCCUGUUUUACUAGCUGUGCUGCACUUGCUAAAAGUCUUUUGAGAGAAUCUACAGGUGCAAAUACACAACUCACUGGCAUCAUCAGCUCUGCUGUGUUGUUGCUAGUACUGCUUGCUAUUGCUCCUUUGUUUUAUUCAUUACAAAACUGUGUUUUAGGUGUCAUCACUAUUUGUAGUCUCAGGGGAGCGCUAAGAAAAUUUGCAGACACUCCAAAAAUGUGGCGCAUAAGUAAAAUUGACACAAUGGUCUGGUGGGUCAGCAUGUUGUCAUCUUCCUUAAUCUCGACUGAGAUUGGGCUACUAGUGGCUGUUUGCUUCUCUAUGCUCUGUGUGAUCUUGCGUACACAAAGGCCAAGGGCGACUUUAUUAGGUAAGGUCAGUGGGACAGAAAUUUAUGAAGACCAGUUCACUUACAAGGAGCUAAACACUAUUCCUUAUGUUAAAAUAUUCCGCUUUGAUGCCUCUCUGUACUAUGCCAACAAAGACUAUUUCAGAAAUGCUCUAUACAGCAAGACCGGUAUCAACCCAUCACUAGUGGCAGCUCUGCAAAAGAAGGCCAAGAAGGAAGAAGAAGCAGCAUCAAGAGAACCAAGCAAUAGGUUUAUAGCCAGGUUUAAUUUGAUCAAAACAGUUAAGAAUCCUCAGAAAGCUUCAAGAACCUCCGUCCCUCAACUAGAUAUUCACUCACUUAUUAUUGAUUGUGGUGCCAUGCAAUUCAUAGACACGGUUGGUCUUGGUAUUCUUAAAGACGUCCGCAAGGAUUUUGAGGAGAUUUGCGUGGAGGUGUUCCUUGUAAACUGCAACCCAUCAGUGCGCCGCUCCCUUAAUGAUGGGGGAUAUUUCCGCAACACAAGCGGUGAUGUAGAGUUGCUUGCUUUUCAUAGUGUACAUGAUGCUGUUACAUUCGCUGAAAGGAAAUUCCAUGAAAAACAGAAAGAAAUUCAGUUAAGGGAUAAUGCUUUCUCUUUUGACCCAGCUCAGGCAAUUAGUGAUGACCUUAAGAAUUAAAGAAGACACAGAUUAACUGCCUAACUGUUUUGCCAGAGCUGCGGGAAAAGUAAAAGAA
Bufo gargarizans (Asiatic toad) is the source of this 2305-nucleotide messenger RNA. RefSeq names its product sulfate transporter-like. The coding region runs from base 43 to 2247 and encodes 734 amino acids. Gene Ontology annotation, molecular function: sulfate transmembrane transporter activity; oxalate transmembrane transporter activity; chloride transmembrane transporter activity. Gene Ontology annotation, cellular component: membrane. The record is from RefSeq and is a predicted model, not a curated record. The transcript is spliced from 3 exons. NCBI's taxonomy places the organism in Eukaryota, Metazoa, Chordata, Amphibia, Anura, Bufonidae. Gene Ontology annotation, biological process: transmembrane transport.